Molecule: messenger RNA, 1536 nt
Organism: Alosa alosa (allis shad)
Lineage: Eukaryota; Metazoa; Chordata; Actinopteri; Clupeiformes; Clupeidae
Product: mucin-22-like
Exons: 3
Coding region: 1-1536 (511 amino acids)
Source: RefSeq, a predicted model, not a curated record
AUGCAACAGAAUCCACAUCAACUGGAGCACCACAAAUCAAUUACAACUGCUGCAACACAAUCAUCUUCAACUGAAGCAAAAGAAUCAACUACAACUGGAGCACCACAAUCAACCAUAUCUGGUGCAACACAGCCAACCACAGCCAUAGUAACUGAAUCAACCACAGAUUCAACCUCAACUGGAGUUACACAGUCAACCAUAACGGGAGCAACACAAUUAACUACCACUGAUGCAACAGAAUCAACUACAACUGCUGCAACACAAUCAUCUUCAACUGAAGCAACAGAAUCAACUACAACUGCUGCAACACAAUCAUCUUCAACUGAAGGAACAGAAUCAACUACAACUGCUGCAACACAAUCAUCUUCAACUGAAGGAACAGAAUCAACUACAACUGCUGCAACACAAUCAUCUUCAACUGAAGGAACAGAAUCAACUACAACUGCUGCAACACAAUCAUCUUCAACUGAAGGAACAGAAUCAAUUACAACUGCUGCAACACAAUCAUCUUCAACUGAAGGAACAGAAUCAACUACAACUGCUGCAACACAAUCAUCUUCAACUGAAGGAACAGAAUCAACUACAACUGCUGCAACACAAUCAUCUUCAACUGAAGGAACAGAAUCAACUACAACUGCUGCAACACAAUCAUCUUCAACUGAAGGAACAGAAUCAACUACAACUGCUGCAACACAAUCAUCUUCAACUGAAGCAUCAGAAUCAACUACAACUGCUGCAACACAAUCAUCUUCAACUGAAGCAACAGAAUCAACUACAUUUGUUUUGACACAAACAAAUACAACUGGGGCAACUACAACGGGAGCAACACAGUCUACCGUAACUACAGCAACAGAAUCUAUUUCAACUGGAGCACUAUUUUCAAUUAUAGGUGAUGCAACAGAAUCCACAUCAACUGGAGCACCACAGUCAACCAUAUCUGGUGCAACACAAUCAACCACAACCGUAGUGACGGAAUCAACUACAGAUUCAACCUCAACUGGAGUGACACAGUCAACCAUAAGUGGAGCGACACAAUUAACUACCACUGAUGUAACAGAAUCAAUUACAACUGCUGCAACACAAUCAUCUUCAACUGAAGCAACAGAAUCAACUACAACUGGAGCACCACAAUCAACCAUAUCUGGUGCAACACAGCCAACCACAGCCAUAGUAACUGAAUCAACCACAGAUUCAACCUCAACUGGAGUUACACAGUCAACCAUAACGGGAGCAACACAAUUAACUACCACUGAUGCAACAGAAUCAACUACAACUGCUACAACACAAUCAUCUUCAACUGAAGCAACAGAAUCAACUACAACUGCUGCAACACAAUCAUCUUCAACUGAAGGAACAGAAUCAACUACAACUGCUGCAACACAAUCAUCUUCAACUGAAGGAACAGAAUCAACUACAACUGCUGCAACACAAUCAUCUUCAACUGAAGGAACAGAAUCAACUACAACUGCUGCAACACAAUCAUCUUCAACUGAAGGAACAGAAUCAAUACAACUGCUGCAACACAAUCAACCAUAA